AUGAGCCAGUACAUUGUCCAGGGCUCGGCGGAGCAUGUGGCCUCCUUGCUCUCAGGAUAUGGCUUAGGCUGUCCGCAUUACCUGAUCUGUUCCGUGGGAGAUUCGCAAGUCCAGUGUUAUCCAAAACGUUUGGCUUUCUUUUCAUCACACAACCCAGAUUUGAUCAUCUUCUACGUUGACACAAAGAACAUUUGCUCAGACUGUUUGAAGUUAUUUGUCCCCUCUGGCUUCAACUUCUGGUCUUUCCUGCCUGAUCCCAAAGGAGAAGAUGCAAAAUUGAAUAGUCCUCCCCGAAAAUGGCUCUCCACGAGUGGCCAAGCAGAGCAUUUCAUCAAUUUGCGCAAGAUUGGAGGUGGUGCAUCUGACCCCGCCAUUGUUCCCCUGCCAUCAUCACCAGUGGCGACAACUGCAUGGGAAUGGAUCAAGUCGCAGAAAAAGCCAUUUUACAUAGAUCAGCUACAUCUCGCUCCCAGAUGGUCGCCCAUUAAUGAACGGAAUGCCUUAGCCGACUCGGCUACUGCCUGGCAAUACGGCAUUGCUAUGCCGGCACCAACUGUGGAAGCAAUCUCAGCUCCCAGAGACAACAAGAAAACAGUUGCGAAAGCUCCGAAACCAACUUCCAAAAAAGAUCCGCCGUCGAAGCCGAAAACAUCGACGGGUGCGGUAGAGGUACGUGAGAGGGAGAAGCCUCGGAAGUCGAAUCAUCCAGAAGACACCACAAGCGCACAAGCUGUAUCUCUAAACCCGAGAAAGCAGGUUGACGGGACAGUGAGUGUUCCUAAGCUUGCAUUUGUCGCUGAGCCUGAUGCAAAUCAAAAUGGCCAUGGUCCGACAAGCUCGAAGGAACAAAUCUAUCCUCCUCGCAAAGAGAAAGUCAAAUCCAAAACUACUCUACCGCCCGAAGUAGAUUCUAAGCCUGCGAAAGCUGGAGGAUCGCCAAAAAUGGUUUCCCCUUCGGUACCUCAGCCUACCUUUUCGGCUACCGAAGAGUGGAAGACACCACAAGAGCAAGAGAGGCCAAACUUGGCCUCUCCAGUGGUGCCACUGACUCAGCCUUAUCCUUCAAUUCGCAGAAAACCUGUUGGUGCUGUUAGCAAGACAAGUAACGCCGCUGUUGAAGCUACUAAAAGUGGCAUCCAAGAAAUUGACUCCAUGACGAAGACGACCGCCACUAGUCAGGGCAAGGAAUCAGCUUCAGGCUCGAUCUUGUCUCUACUAUCUAAGCCAAGCCCUGGAAUCCAAAACCUUGAGCCUAAGACCAAAUCACCAAAAGAGGGACCAGCCAGCAUCAACUUCAAAGAGGCGCAUGCAGAACCGAAGGCUGUAGAAACAUCGAAGGAUUCGUCGAGGAAGAAGUCAUCCAAAUCCAAGCCCGCUGGCGUGACGAAGGAGAUGCCUACCCUACUAAAGGCUGUAGAACAGUCCAAGAGAAGCUCUUCCCAAACUAGAUUUGUUUCGACCUACACAAGGAGUUGGUACAGCCAUGAUCCACUUUCCUUCAAUGGCACUACGACUCUCUCCAAACUUUCAGACUACAAGCGACGAGCUGAAACAGUCAACAUUUACGCCGAGAGGGCCCCUGAACUUCCACUAGAGACCUUGCUCCGAGAGACACAGCCACUCAAUAAAUCAGAAACGCUUUCGGGUUUGAAAACUAAGAAGGCGCUCAAGAAGGAAGACCCCAUCAUAGCUUUAUUCUCACCAGAUGCAAAAGACAAAAAGCCAUCCAAACUACCUCUUGGCUCGGCAUUGGGAAUGAAAGACAUCUUGGAAGCCAAGCCUUCCUCGGGGAAGAAGCCCAAGCCAGCUUCAGCGGAAGAUUCAGUCAAGUUCAAAUCUGACAAAGCAUCCUCAAUAAAGCCUAUGACAGAAGGUUUGUCAGAAUGGACUAAAGAAAUUCAGAAUGUGGCAACGAAAGCCAAGGCUGAAGAGUCCGGCCGAUCGUACACAGACAAAUUCUCAAAAGACAUGAAGCACAGAGUUAAGGCUACCCGCUCGCAGCCUGGAACGAAAACCGGCAGUAUAGGGAUUCAUUCGAAGUACAUUUCAUCUCGCAGAGACCACCAGUCUUCCACGACUGUCGGCAAUCACAACCACGUUCACCACAAGCAGCCCAAGACGAAGCUUGAUGGCCACAAGUAUGGUAAGCCCCAAAGGAAACUGGACAAGAAACUAGGAAGCAAAUUACAUACAAAUCAACCUCACGGAUAUGGGCACAAUGCACACGGGUCACGUGGCCACGGCUCAACAGGAGAGUAUGCAGGCGAGCAUCCCGGCAAGCAUCCUGGCAAGCAUCCUGGCAAGCAUCCAGCAGAGCAUCCGGGCGAGUAUCAUGGAAAGUACCGAGAAAGAUAUCCAGAAGAAUAUCCCGAAGAGCAUCCUGGAGAGUACCCAGAAAGAUAUCCAGAAGACUAUCCUGGAGAGCAUCCUGGAGAGCAUCUAGGGGAUGGUCCCGUUGACAAUAUCCCAACAGAAUCUACCCAAACCACCAUUCAACCUGUCAACAACAGCGCUGCGCCGAUCAGCUUUGUUGGAAGUAACACACCAGAGACUGAGAUGCAACGCACAGUCGCCUGCGCAACCCAGCCCGUCUCACCAGCGCAAGAGUUGCCAGAUUCAGCAACCAGCCCAAAUACACAAGAUCCUUCUUUUGCUGAAAACACCGGUGAGGUACAAAGCCAACCUGAUACACAGCCAAUUAGUGAGACUCCACAACUUCUUGGAACAGUAAAUAUCCAAGGGAACAUUUCAGGAGACGAAAGCUCCCCAGCCCAACCAGUUUCAGGGCCAUCUGCUGGCAACAUCAUCUCUCCAACUGAGGUUACGGCAACCGCUACUGUUGCAGUAGCACCAACCACAGAAACGUCUCUGUCUGACCCCAAAUUUGAUCCGAGCUCUGUAAAUGUAAAUAGAACGGAUCCGUCGUCAACAAUACCCUCAAGCGGGUCUCAAGAAGCCACGGUGGCAGGAUCCGGAUCUGCUGAAGGAUACUAUGGACAACCUACAGUACAAUCAGUACAAAACGUUCCAGUCCAGGCAAGCGAUAUCUCAGACCCCAUCCAAGGAUCCAGAGGUGGGCUGGACGGAAGUGGGUUAUCUUCAUCUGGGGGACAAAAGCCUUCUACAUCGUCGAAGUUGCCUUCCGGCACCGCUUUUGUAGCCGGGGCUGGUAUUGUAGGCGCAGCUGCUUUAACCGGCUCCCUUACAGCUAUUAAUGAGGGUUCGUUCUCUGAUGCAAACGAUGCAGAAAGCGUCGAUUCCAAUGGUAGUCGUGAAUAUCCUGCGGGGCACUCGGACGAUGAGUUCGAAGGAUCAUCUAGCAGUCAUCAACAUCCUGAGCAUGAAGAUAGCGAUAUUGAGGGCGUCCACAGUACCGCUUCUCUUCCAGGUAGUGAUGACGAGGAGGCUUCUGGACAUGGCUCGCCACUAGAUAACUUAAGCCAACACGGUGACAUACAUGGAGAUCUAUCUAGCGCAUCCGAUGUUGAGGAUGAUCUGCAAGAACAGCAACUUCAAAGCCAUGAGAACUCGGACAAUGAAUCAUCGCACGAGGCUACGGAGGGCCAUUCAUACAAGCAAAGCUCUGAAGAUGGGGAAAUCGAUGAGGAAAAUGUUCAACAUCAUGACAGUGAAGGUCAAGAGGAAUCCUUCGACAAUGGUGCAGGUUCCGGCUCGGAAGAUGGACAUUCAGUCAAUGAAGGCUUUGUAGAUCAGAGCGAUGAAAAUCAGCAAGACGAUUUUGCUCUGAAUGAUUAUUCAGACACAAUCUCACAUCAUAGUGCCGGAGUUGAGGUGCUUAGCCAGGAUGAAGAUCAAGACGACGACCAAGAAGACCAAGGCCAAGACAAUAACAGCUCGAAUCACGAGUUUGACAAUGAAUCAGAAAAAGAAGACUCGGAUCACGAGUUUGGCAAUGAAUCAGAAAAAGGAGACUCGGAUCACGAGUUUGGCAAUGAAUCAGACAAAGGAGGCUCGGAUCAAGGUUCCAGUGCAGAUUCUGGACAGGAUAUGCAAGACGAUGCCGAGGAUGAUCUGAAUGCUGAAUCCAGUCAAGAGGAUUCGGGACAUGAAACUUACAGCGAGGCGGCUCAAGAUUCGGAUCGGAGCGCUGAAACUAAGUCACACUCAGACCAGAAUUCAGACGAUGAUAAUAGAUCAGACCACCAAUCAAGUCACUUAUCAGAAGAUGAUCCUGAGGACAGCCCAGAGGAGGAAUAUGACGAGAGUUCAGAGGAGGAAGCUGGCGAGAGUCCAGAGGAAGAUGACGAGAGUCCAGAGGGGGAAGCUAGCGAGAGUCCAGAGGAGGAAGCUGGCGAGAGUCCAGAGGAAGAUGACGAGAGUCCAGAGGAGGAAGCUAGCGAGAGUCUGGAGGGGGAAGAUAACGAGAGUCCAGAAGAAGAGCAAUCGGAUCCAGAACCUGACGACUCAGAACCAGAACCAGAGCCAGAGGACAUGUCUGAGCCUGAACAAGGAACGAACUCGGAUAGUGGAGGGGAUGACAAUGCGUUAUAUUCAGACUAG
Molecule: messenger RNA, 4521 nt
Organism: Fusarium sp. VM40
Lineage: Eukaryota; Fungi; Ascomycota; Sordariomycetes; Hypocreales; Nectriaceae
Source: the annotation of a GenBank genome assembly